This is a messenger RNA of Anoplophora glabripennis (Asian longhorned beetle), 2040 nucleotides long. It is a transcript of the gene TBC1D16, whose product is annotated as TBC1 domain family member 16. Gene Ontology annotation, cellular component: early endosome. The record is from RefSeq and is a predicted model, not a curated record. Gene Ontology annotation, molecular function: GTPase activator activity. NCBI's taxonomy places the organism in Eukaryota, Metazoa, Arthropoda, Insecta, Coleoptera, Cerambycidae. Bases 1 to 2040 code for a protein of 679 amino acids. The transcript is spliced from 8 exons. Gene Ontology annotation, biological process: activation of GTPase activity.
AUGCCCCUGACUGACAUAAUCCGCCGGGCUUCCACUUACAUCCUGGGCCCCGAAAUGGAUGCGGGGAAAGACAUUCGCUACGAAAACAACGAGGUGCUGUUCUGCAAGAACAACGUCUGCGUUCACCCACCGGCCGUGGUCAGACAGGAGACCGACAUCCUUCACCAUCCCGGCUACCUGACAAUCACCACCAAGGUCUUCAUCGACCAGUACAAUGACUCCAGGCGACCCACCUUGUUCCUCACCUGGAUCCCCAACGUGGAACUGGCGAAAAACUCCGUCUUCUUGCAGAACGGGCUGAAGAAGUGUCCCAACCGUUCCAGCUUGGAGAGCCUGACUUCGAACGACUCGAACGAGUUCGUCGAACGCCCUCUGACGAUCGAGCUGAAGAACACGAACCCGUUCUUGAAUAACGACGACAAGGAUAGAUUGGACACUUCGGAGUCCUCGGGGUCGGAGGAUAGCGACAAACAGGGCAUCAGCAUCAACGUGGAUAUAUCGAAUCCUGAGAUAGAAAUCAUACAGACGCCUGAUAGCGUCAAGGAUCCCAGGGAGCAUUUCGAGUUUUCAAGGUCAGAAUCGAUGACGUCAACGGACAGCCAGCUAAACUGGAUAACGACCCCAGAGUUCCUGAUGCAAAAACACAAUCUCGCCUUCCCUGAAAGUGCCACUAAUUCCCCUGUUCUACCAACCAAGUAUUCGCAUAAGUGUAGGAGAUUUAGCGUAGAUUUGAGCCAGAUGAGGUCCCUCAGGUUGUUUUUUAACGAUAACAGUUGCACGUGUGGACAACUAGUAGUGGCUUCAAGAGAGUCCCAGUACAAAAUAUUACAUUUCCACCACGGAGGCCUGGAUCACUUGGCCCAAGUCUUGCACCAGUGGCAUUCCUUACUGCAUAGUAUCAAAUUCGCGAAAGGAUGUGAAGAGAACCUUCCCUACAGGCACUUCAUGGUAUGCAGGCCAGAGGUUUCCGUAUUAGAACUGCACCCAGAAGAAGGGCAAGUGCCUAAGUUGACGGAAGAAGUGUUCAGGAGCUUAUUCAAUGACAUCGGCCAGCUGGAAGACGACCUGACCCUCAGGAAGUACAUAUUCUUUUCAGGCAUGGACAGGAACAUUAGGAGAGAAGUGUGGCCUUUUUUGCUUCACGUUUACCCCUACCACAGCACGUUCGAUGAAAGGAUUCAGAUUGCCGAAAUUCGAAGACAGGAAUAUGAAGAGAUCAGUAGGAGGAGGUUAGAUCUGAAUGAAAACCAAAUGAAUCAGUUCAGAAGGAAAAUACAAAGCGUUGUGGAAAAGGACGUGAUUCGUACUGAUCGGGGUAAUCCAUUUUUUGCUGGCGAUAACAAUGGGAAUGUGGGGUUGAUGAAGAAUAUUCUGCUAAACUAUGCAGUUUAUAAUCCAGGGUUGGGGUAUACUCAAGGCAUGAGUGACCUUCUGGCACCAGUUCUUUGUGAACUAAAGGACGAAGUAGCAGCAUUCUGGUGCUUCGUUGGGCUCAUGCAAAGAGCAGUGUUCGUGGCGACGCCGACGGACAGGGACAUGGACAGAUCCUUGAGGUACUUAAGAGAACUCAUCAAACUAAUGGUACCUAAAUUCUACGAACACCUCCAAAAACAUAAGGAUGCAAUGGAGCUUCUGUUUUGUCACAGAUGGAUACUUCUGUGUUUCAAGAGGGAAUUCACUGAAGGCGUGGCUUUAAGAAUGUGGGAAGCUUGUUGGGCAAACUACUUGACCGACUACUUUCACUUGUUUCUUUGUCUGGCUAUUGUAUCGGUGUACGCCGAUGACGUUAUUGCUCAAAACUUACGGUCUGAUGAGAUGCUGUUGCAUUUCAGUUCACUUGCGAUGUAUAUGGACGGCCAACUAAUAGCACGAAAAGCUAGAGGCCUUCUGCACCAGUUCAGGCAAAUGAGGGAAAUACCCUGCACCCUUUCUGGUCUGUGCACGAGGUGUGGCCCCGGGAUAUGGGACAGCUCGCACAGUCCUCGCGUGUACUGCGUUGGCCACGACCAACUAGGCUUUUGCAACAACUGUACAAACUAA